Molecule: messenger RNA, 2700 nt
Organism: Physcomitrium patens
Lineage: Eukaryota; Viridiplantae; Streptophyta; Bryopsida; Funariales; Funariaceae
Biological process (GO): maturation of 5.8S rRNA; maturation of LSU-rRNA
Cellular component (GO): preribosome, large subunit precursor; nucleolus
Molecular function (GO): rRNA primary transcript binding
Source: RefSeq, a predicted model, not a curated record
UAAGAGUUGGUGAAGGGGUAUGGGAUGCACAUCGUUGAUUUACAGUUCAACAUGAUCCAAGUACUUUGAUGUGAUGUUGAAUAUGCUCUUCAACAAAAGUGGCAAUGAAGAAGUACGAGUGGUCAUAGCCGGGCAGAAUGCGAACCUCCACAGGCAUCUCUGCACUCUUGCACGCCGCUUCAAAAUUUUCCGGCAGAGGCUGCUUCUCUUUGUAGAACUAGUCCUGGUCACCCUGAAAACAAUCAACUGAAAUCACAUUCCAAUCCUCCAGCAAAAUUCAAAAGGACAAGAUAACUGUCUUGAGAUUACAACUUGCCUGAUCGACAAGAAUGGUUGUCUUCGUCCCGUGAUAUUUCUUCACGAGCGAAGUAGCGUCAUACUUCUCCAAAGCCGCCUUCUCUACUCCCAAGUAUCCCUUGAAGGCUUUCUCUCCCCAUGGACACGCCGUAGGGUUGCAAAUCGGUGCAAACGUAGACAAAGACUGCAAAACCAGGGACAGCAUUUAAACUACAUUCAUUUAAACUACAUUCUAUGAUUUCUUCUCAUCCUUCAUCUCAUCUCCCUCCUUUCCUUUUUUUGUUUCUUUUUCCAGCACGUGCGUUUUUAUCCAGUUGACUUUCGUUUGAUGAUAUGAUAUUUUCAACAAUUUACCAAGACUUUUAAUCUAAAUUAUAAUGACAAUUUAACUAAAGGCUCUGUUAAUCUGGUGUUCAUAUUCUCUUGGGUUGAAAUUCUGUUGAGAACUAUUAAUGUCCUUUUUUUUUUUUUAUCUUUGUAUGUUUGUGCUUUCACCAGGACUUUGCAACAACAUUGUUGUGUAUUUGCUUAUCAAGAACAGAUGGCUGCAAUGUUGAAACAUGGAUCAUGAGCUGCCAUUUCUGGGAAACAAUCGCCUUCAAAGUUUGCAAGCCUUGGUCAUGAGGCACCCACGGUAAAACACUCCGAGCCUUUCAGCACGAGGCGUCGACCCUACAGCCGCGAUUCCAUGGAAUUCGAUAAUCGUUCCUCCGACGGGGCCCUUCUACCGAGGAGCAUAAGGGUUUUGCGCAAUCUCCCUUCGUGCACUGAACGGGGGGAGCUGUGAAGCAAUUAGGGUUUGCGCCAAUCUUCGUGAACAGGGACUGUUCGCGAUGGGGAAGCGCAUGCGCGAUGACGAGGAGGAUGCAGGGGAGGUGGCCCUGCGCAAGGCGGGGAUGAAGCUGCCUUCCAACAUCAAGAACAAACACAAGCGGUCGGCGGAGUACGCCAAGGUGAGAGCGGAAAAGAUUAAGGAGAAGAAGCAGAGGAUCAAGGCGCGCGAUACAGCGGAGCGUCAGGCGGUGGAGCUCGGAGAGACGCCGCCGCCGAGGCAGGUGCCGAAGACAAUUGAAAACACCCGGGAAGCGGACGAGACGGUAGCGCAGCCCGACGAUGAGGAGCUUCAAGUGGACGAUGGGGUCGAUGAGUUCAGUGGACACUUCGCGCGUGCGCAGAUGCCGAAGUUGUUGAUCACUACUUCCCAGGAGUGCUCCUCACCUACGCGUAAAUUUAUCAAGGAACUCUUGACGGUUAUUCCGAACGCUACUUUUUACAAGCGCGGGUCGUAUGAUUUGAAGCAAAUUGUGAAGUUUGCAAAAAACCGGGACUUUACGACGAUGUUUGUCGUGAAUGAGAAUCGCAAGCAACCGAAUGGAUUGCUCAUGAUUGCUUUGCCAGAGGGGCCGACGGCGCAUUUUAAGCUGUCGAGUAUCAAGCUGAGCAAGAAGAUUAAGGGGCAUGGGAAACCUACAUCGCACAUGCCCGAGCUUUUGCUGAACAAUUUCACGACGCGCUUAGGGCAUCGAGUCGGUCGUUUGUUUGCUUCGGUUUUCCCGCAGGAUCCUCAGUUUAGGGGGAGGCGUGCAGUCACUUUCCACAACCAACGUGACUUCAUCUUCUUCAGGCAUCACAGGUAUAUUUUUGAAGAGAAAGAGAUAAAAGAGUUAGCGCCUGUAACUAUCGGAGUCAACAGCGACAAGAAGUCUCGAAAAGCUGCGCCUAAGACUGUGAAGAAGAAUGCUGUUGUAGCUAGGCUCCAAGAGUGUGGCCCACGAUUCACCCUGAAAUUGCAGAGCUUACAAUCAGGAACUUUUGAUAGCAAGUAUGGAGAGUAUGAGUGGGUGCAUAAGCCAGAUAUGGAUACCAGCAGAAGGCGAUUCUUCCUCUAGGCACCUGUGCAGUCGACGUCAUUUGCAACGGCUACUACUUGGUUGUUAAGAUUGGACCCGGCGUUGGAAGGCGCGCAUCGUUGAGUUUGAUAAGCGUCAUAAUUUUGUAAGAGAGGGAAAAUCUGCAUUGUGGUGGGAUAGUUGAAAUAUGAGACAGAUUUUAUGUCGACGUAGGCCCUGAGUCAGCUCAAGACGAACUGUCCUGUUUUUUUAGACAGUAGAUUAUGUCUAAUCUUGCGUAUAGUUUGUCUAAGCAGCUUAGCUACUUAAUGUCCUUGCAGGAGGUUGAAGUCUAGAAGCUGAGCACGACAUCAUCUGCAAAGUCUUAGAGUACACUUUCUGAUUAUAUUGCUGAAGAUCAAUUCCUGUAUGGAUACUUGUUGCGCACCGCUUUGGUGCUGCAGCAAAGCGAGCAUUUCUAGACGUUGCGGAGUUAGGUCACUCAUUGGAAAACUAAUUUUACAUCAUGCUUCUAUAUUUUUUUGAAUCAAAGAUUGGACACAGAUUUCUGUAA